This is a messenger RNA of Topomyia yanbarensis, 833 nucleotides long. Its product is annotated as chymotrypsin-1-like. The transcript is spliced from 3 exons. Gene Ontology annotation, molecular function: serine-type endopeptidase activity. NCBI's taxonomy places the organism in Eukaryota, Metazoa, Arthropoda, Insecta, Diptera, Culicidae. The record is from RefSeq and is a predicted model, not a curated record. Bases 19 to 810 code for a protein of 263 amino acids. Gene Ontology annotation, biological process: proteolysis.
UAUCGUCGAAUAACCGAAAUGUUCAAAUUUGCGGGAUUAGUGCUAAUAGUGCUCGUUGCAGCAGUUUCAGCAGCUUCUUUGAAGAAUGGUUUAACUAAACCGGCAGAAAAUGAGAAGCGCGGACGCAUUGCUGGAGGCACGGAAGCAACGGUCAAUCAGUUUCCUUAUCAAGCCGCCCUGUUAACCCCAGAAGGGCUCUACUUCUGCGGUGCAACUAUUUUGAACCAGCGCUGGGUUGUCACGUCAGCAGCUUGUGUUGCUGGACUAACGAUCCAGGAUGUGCAGGUAUUCGUGGGCAGCAAUCUGCUUACCGAGGGAGGAGUACUAAAUCGUGUGAGCAGAAUUAUUGCUCACCCGAACUUUAACGUUGAUGUGUACGAAAGUGAUGUGGCCCUUAUUCAAGUGGUCAAUACUCUUCUGUUCAAUGAUUCUAUUCAGCCUAUAGCGAUGAGACGGGAUUAUGUCGAAGCCGAGAGAAAUGCUACUGUAUCUGGUUUUGGACGGCAAACGAUUUCAGAUAGCAACAGACCAGAUCAGCUGCGUUUCCUCCAAGUCGAGAUAAUCACCCAGAACGCAUGCCAAGAAGCAUUUGAUGAACCCUACACUCAGCGUUUGGCGGAUAACACGCUUUGCACUCUCAGCCCUGAGGGUCAAGGAAACUGUCUUGGCGAUGCCGGUGGCCCACUAGUCUACAAUGGGGAAUUGGUGGGUGUAAUUUCCUGGGGUAUACCCUGCGGCCUAGGUAUGCCAGAUGUCUACGCUAGGAUAUCGAACCACAGGGCCUGGAUUCUGGUGCACACAAUGAUGUGAACUUGGAAUAACUUUAAUCUCUA